Molecule: messenger RNA, 579 nt
Organism: Cucumis melo (muskmelon)
Lineage: Eukaryota; Viridiplantae; Streptophyta; Magnoliopsida; Cucurbitales; Cucurbitaceae
Product: ethylene-responsive transcription factor ERF017-like
Exons: 1
Coding region: 1-579 (192 amino acids)
Biological process (GO): regulation of DNA-templated transcription
Molecular function (GO): DNA binding; DNA-binding transcription factor activity
Source: RefSeq, a predicted model, not a curated record
AUGGCGGACCGUCUUAACUCCACCACCACUGAACAACCGAACGACAACUCGUCGGCCGAUCAGACUUCUAAGUACAAAGGCGUACGUAGGAGAAAAUGGGGCAAAUGGGUUUCUGAAAUUCGCUUACCCAAUAGCCGUGACCGCAUUUGGUUGGGUUCUUAUGACAAACCCGAGAAGGCGGCGCGUGCAUUCGACGCCGCUCAAUUCUGUCUGCGUGGUCCCCAAGCCAAGUUUAAUUUUCCUGAUAGUCCGCCGGAGAUUGACGGCGGAGACCGGCUUUCCGCUCAGGAGAUUCAAGCGGCUGCCGCCAAGUACGCGGAGGAACACGGCAAAGAGGGAGUAGGAAAUGAUCAUGAUGAAGCUCUGGUGACGGUUGAGGGCGGCGGCGUUUGGCCGGAUUGGGAUAUGACGAUGGACGGUGGUUGGGAAUUUGGGUUUGGUGGAAAUGCAAUGAUUUAUGAUGGGAAUAUUAGUUUUGAAGUGCAAGAAAAUAUGGAGGAGAAGGAGGAUUUUGAUAACAAUGGUGGAGAUCAUUUUUGUCAUGAGCCUAAUUUCCUGUGGAACUUUGAUAAUCAUUAA